GAAGUGCGAAUUAAUUAAAAUGGCGGUCGGUGAAGGUGAUAAUACUGUUACAAGUCGCUACACAAAUAUUCGGAAUGGUGCUUGGUACAUGCAGUUUCGAAAUGGUUCUAAUCCAUGGAUGGCCCGAUAUGCUUAUAUAUUAAUGUUUACUGUUACGAGUUUACUAGCGGUGGCUGUUCGAGACUAUGGCUUUACUACUUUGAACUCAAUCAAAGUGCUAAAAGAUUAUUGCAAUGGUGGGGAAGACUGUUCGGGUAUAGAAGGAGUUCUCAGAGUGAGCUUGGGAUGUUUUAUGUUCUAUUUGGUCAUGUUUGUUUCCACAGUACGAACUUCAAAGGUGAAUGACCGCAGAGAAAAGUGGCAUUCUGGGAUGUGGAUUCCAAAGAUAUUGAUGAUGGCUGUCCUUAUUGUCAUUGCAUUCCUCCUUCCUACUAUCAUAAUUUCAAUCUACGGCAAGGGUGCACUCCUUGGAGCCGGAAUUUUUUUAGCAAUCCAACUGAUUAGCAUACUGAGUUGCAUCACAUGGCUAAGCAACUGGUGCUACUCUAACAAGUCGAAAUGGAAUUUCACUUGCAAAAUGUUAUUGGGAACCAUCCCGCCCGUUCUAGUCCUUACAGUGAUCAUCUUUAUGUUCGUGUGGUAUGCACCACACCGGUCUUGUCUAAUAGUCGUUUCCAUUCUCAUUGGAACUAUCCUAAUCUUCCUAAUCAUGGGAGUUUUUGCAUAUCGUUCUUCUAAGGUGGUCCAGGUGGAAGCUUGUUAUCUGAAUGCUUCUUUAAUGGCACUUUAUGUUGAAUACAUCUGUUGGAGCACACUCAAAAGUAUACCCCAAAAAAGAUGCAUGUUAAAGGGUGGAAAUGCUGCUUCGAAAUUGGAUUGGCUCACCAUCAGUAGCUUUGUUGUGGCUGUCCUUGCAAUUGUGAUAUCGACAUUUUCAACCGGCAUCAAUUCAAAACGUUUUCUGCUAAGACAACCGAAUGAGCAACAGCAAGACGAUGAUGUUCCAUAUGGGUAUGGGUUCCUUCACUUUGUUUUCGCCACCGCAACGAUGCUUUUCUCAAUGCAAUUAGUUGGUUGGAAUGACAACGAUCAUAUGAAUAAGUUUACAAUUGAUAUCGGAUGGAUUGGUACUUGGGUGGGGAUAGUACAUGAAUGCGUAGUAGCCGCUUUUUAUGUAUAUUAUAUCACUUCUUGUACCAAUCAAGCCGCAGAAGGAACGCCCGUCUAAUGUUUUUUCCAGACUGUUAUUUCAGUAGAAUGAUUAAAGACACAGAGCGGUGAUUUUUUGAAUGUUACUCCGUAAAAGAAAGCAGCUAUAAGUGCUUUAGUGAUGCGGCAAUUUUUUAGAGGAGCAUCAUUGAGUUGCAUAAAUUAUUUAGAGACCGUUUGACAAUACAUUUUUUCGGCUUAUCAGUCAACUCUUUCAUCAAACACGUAACUUUUGUUUUCACGUGUUGAAUUGUGUAAUAAACAGAAAACGUAAGGGUGAAGUUACUUUUCUGGCUGUAU
Messenger RNA from Cuscuta epithymum, 1509 nucleotides. The record is from the annotation of a GenBank genome assembly. Lineage: Eukaryota; Viridiplantae; Streptophyta; Magnoliopsida; Solanales; Convolvulaceae.